Molecule: messenger RNA, 833 nt
Organism: Lindgomyces ingoldianus
Lineage: Eukaryota; Fungi; Ascomycota; Dothideomycetes; Pleosporales; Lindgomycetaceae
Exons: 1
Coding region: 86-412 (108 amino acids)
Source: RefSeq, a predicted model, not a curated record
CUUCGAAACAUGCUUCGCUGAGCUUAUUCCACUCCCACUAGCAAACAAGCUAUCCUAGAUAAAAUCCAUCUCCCGCUGAAGUACGAUGCUGCCGUGGGUAGCGGGAGCACUGGUUUGGAUUGGCUUUGAUCGGUUGAGCUUCAGCCACGGAAGCCACAGCAGGCUUACCCCUGAGUGGUUUGGCGCGUGGCACAGCUUUUUCGACUGCACCUCCAACUCUCAUGAAACCUCCAUCCUAGCGUGGUCCGUCUCACUCAGCAUCGCCUCCGAAGCAGCGAAGCUCGCAAAUCCUCAAGAUUUCCAACUUGCCCGCCAUGCGGCCGUAACUCCGAGGCCCGACGGGAAGCUCUCUUCAGCUCCCACGCGCCCAGUAUCUACUGUGAACUCCUCUGAUGCCAGACUUGCAUUCUAGUGCUAGGUGUACACUGCCGCCGAAGAAUCGUACCGCCCACGGUGUAGCCACGACCAUUCGUCCUCGCCACGUACUUUCAUGCCCUUUGCGGCACAGCAGAGGCAGUGAGCGCUGUCACCACUUACCAGAAAACCUUCUUUUACCCGCACGGCGAGAACCAGUCAACCCGAAUCCUGCACCUAGUUUCAAACCCUGUGUAACGGGAGGCCUUCUGGUCACAGUAUUAUUAUCCGCAGUAUCCGUCCACAACAGUAAUCUACAUACGCAAGUAUCACGGCAUCAGCUUUCGCUGAAAACAUCUCGAGGCUUUCCAUUAUCUGUCUGUCUGGUGCAAGAUCUACCUGUAAGGCGUCCCACCAGUUACUAUUUAGUUUCGAUACGUAGGAGAGGGAGACAUUGGAAAUUGGCUCCCUUGUUGUCA